This is a messenger RNA of Liolophura sinensis, 2062 nucleotides long. RefSeq lists its product as uncharacterized. The record is from RefSeq and is a predicted model, not a curated record. Lineage: Eukaryota; Metazoa; Mollusca; Polyplacophora; Chitonida; Chitonidae. Gene Ontology annotation, biological process: D-serine biosynthetic process. The coding region runs from base 162 to 1160 and encodes 332 amino acids. The transcript is spliced from 10 exons. Gene Ontology annotation, molecular function: serine racemase activity; magnesium ion binding; L-serine ammonia-lyase activity.
ACCUUCCAAGGUCUUUUCGAGGAAACUUCUCCCCCUAGCAUUCAGGCAUUCAGGAGCCUGUAUACCUACUGGGCCUUCCAGCUGAUCUCUGACGUCGACGUAUUUAAGUGAUACAUUGUCGACGCUUAAGGUCAUCUUAGUUAACGAUACACAGUGGAAAGAUGUCCGAGGGAUCCGAACAACUGCCGUGCUUGGCGGACAUCCAGCAGGCGCACGAGCGUAUCCGGCCGUAUAUCCACAGAACUCCAGUGUUUACGUCCACCACGGCGGACGCUCGCUGUGAGCGGAAGGCCUUCUUUAAGUGCGAGAAUCUUCAGAAGACUGGUUCCUUCAAGGCCCGCGGAGCGCUGAACGCGGUGUUACGUCUCAAGGAGAAGUCUGGUGACAAAUCAAAAGUGAUCACCCACAGCAGCGGUAACCACGCACAAGCUCUUGCCUGGGCGGCUAACAUGGCGGGUAUCCCGUGUACCGUCGUAGUCCCUAACAACACUCCUAUCACCAAGAUAAACGCCAUGAAGUCUUACGGAGCAAACGUGGUACUGUGUGAGCCGACAGUUGAAGGAAGAAAGGGCACAUGUGACAGGUUGGCUGCGGAACAAGGCGCAACUUACAUUUCCUCCUGUGACCAUUUCGACAUUGUUUCUGGCCAGGGUACAAUCGCUCUGGAGUUUCUGGAGGAUGUUCCGGACCUGGAUGCCGUGCUGGUACCCGUUAGUGGGGGUGGGAUGGUUAGUGGAAUAGCCACUGCUGGAAAAGCCAUUAGACCACAGCUCAAAGUGUUUGCAGUUGAAGCCAAGGGAAAAGAUUUGGAAAGGUCUCUAAAAGCUGGCGAGCGACUAUGGCCAAACCCCCCACAGAUGGUGGACACGAUAGCCGAGGGAAUCCGCUUGCAGCAACUCGGACACCUACCCUGGCUGAUUGCCCUCAAACUGGUGGAGAAAGACGUCUUUACUGUUGACAACGAAGCAAUUAUUGAGGGCAUGAAAUUUUCUUUCGAACGGAUGAAGUUGGUUAUAGAGGGUGCUUCAGGAGCUGGGGUCGCAGCGCUAUUCUCCGACCGUUUGAAGAAAAUGAGCCCUGACCUCCUGAAGGUCGGGGUUAUUUUAUGUGGUGGUAACCUUGACCUUGACCAUCUUCCGUGGGUGACAUCAAAUCAGUGAAGUUAACUUUUGCAAGCAAAUCCAUAUGCCUUGUAGCAAACAAGUUUGGUACAAAUCAUGCAAGUAUGAUCCAGCUGGCUGAAAUGAAGUGCCACAUUUUGUCCAUAUACAAUACUAAAAAUAUAAGCACAUCAUAAUUACGUAACCAAAGGCUUCAAAAAACCAAAAAUGUUACAAAACACCAAAAAUAUACAACAUCACGCAAGAUAUUUAAAGAUUGUUGAUUUAUUGUACACAUGUAUGGAUACGUAUAUAUAUAUAUUCUCAGGUAACCCCUGGGAUGGUACAUGCUGCCAUGGCGAUAAAAGUCAGCCGAAGAGUACGUCCCCACAUGAAUUAGUUGUGAUUUGAGUUUACUUGUUGUCGUAUAGAAACAUGUUGUAAUACUGUUACAUUUAAGUAUAUAUAUUUUCACUCAUGUAUACAUUAUAUAGAGGUAUGUGAAAAAGUUUGAUUCAGCUCAACAUCGAUUCGAGGGGGAAAAACACGUUAGUUCUGACCAAUGUUUUCUGGGACAGUCACGUGAGGUAAUGCAUCGACAGAUUCAUGACGUCAUAAUUUGUUGUUCCGCUCAUUUCAUCUAAAUCAUGUUUUAUUUUUUUGUAUUUUUGUAUAGGCACACGUUUAUAAAUAACUUUUGCGGUCUUUCUGUGAAAGCCAGUGGAUUUUUUCACACUAUAACAAUAUUUGCUCUAUUCUCUGAUGUCUCUGACGACGUUUUCUGUCCAAAAUACUAAUACAGACUCUAAGACAGAUUUUGCCCCAGCGAGCUUCAUACAAUAAAACAUGACCUUAAAGAUAUUGCUUUACAUGCUAUACAUGAAUGAGAUCACAAGGAAAGUACACUGAAGGCAAAUACACUGACAACUGUCAACCAUGAAUUACUCCAUUCUUUUUAACGC